Molecule: messenger RNA, 1437 nt
Organism: Sclerotinia borealis F-4128
Lineage: Eukaryota; Fungi; Ascomycota; Leotiomycetes; Helotiales; Sclerotiniaceae
Source: the annotation of a GenBank genome assembly
AUGACCACCAUGGGGGAGCCUGCCUUUGGUGGGGGCCAUAGUGUUCCUAAUAGUGCAGGUCACUCGAGUGCCCGACCUUCAGAUAUUCCUUGGACUCCUUACAGUGCUGUUUCAUCAUUUAAUAUUCCAGCCCAGUACGAUUCAUCUUUGAUGACGCCAAUUACCAUGGCGCCAUCUCCAAAUAUUUCAUCAAGGCCAGCACCCCCAUUCAGAGAUAGAGGCAUCAAGUUGUCACCAUCCAUGGAAUCCCCAGACUAUCCACUAUUUGGUGGGGACACGAAUGACUUUGAAUCAAGACUCGGUACUGCCCCUAUGAAGCUCAAAAGGCCACGUUCUAGUACAUCUAGGAUCCCGACCGGCGAGCCCGAUUAUCCAACUUCUCCAGCCCUUUUCUGUCCAUCUCCAUACUAUGGCGCUUUUGGAGUUUCGGCUACCCCAAAAUCGGGACGAUCAGCUGAGAUGAUAUCCCCAAAUAUGAAUGCCAGCCCUCAAAACACAGCGUCAAGUGCUAUGAGCGCCGAUCUUCGGAUAUCACGUCAUGCCACACCAGCUCAAAGUCCAGCGAGUUACAGAGUAAACAACCACGCACCAAUACUGAUCGCUCCGAAUCCCACCACACUGCGACCAGCAACCAGACCUGUAGAGAUGCCACAUAAAAACGGUCUACCAUAUGGUCGCCAUGAUUCAAUGAAUUCUAUGCAUUCCAUUUCUACAUCAACAAGCCCUUUUAAUUCGACACCACAUCUAUACCCCGAUCAACAGCUUGCUCCUCUUCCUGCCCGAAGGAAGAGGAAGGAUCGUUCCGCGCAACUGGAUGUACAGUUUGUGUACUCUGGGGAGCUUAGCCGUGAUGACCAAGUUCUCAUGCGGCUCUCAGAAGCCGACCUCUCUUGGAAAGACAUUGCUAAGCAGUUCAAUGACAUUACAAGCAAGAAUUUGAAAGUGCCCGCUCUGCAAAUGCGCAAGAAGCGGCUCUGUGAACGUCUACGUAUUUGGACCGACUGCGAGGAGCGAGCUUUGACUCUCGCUUUGGAAGACUACGAUAAAGCGAAAUGGGAGGAAAUUGCAAAAGGCAUGGUGAGGCAUGGAGUCAAGGAGAAAUGGAGCAAGGAAGCCGUGCAAAGAAAAUUCAACGAGAUGUUUGAUCCCGACGAUCGAUCAUACGGACCAGAGUAUGCACUAUCCCGACAGCCGGAACAGAUGCACUUUGACGUGAAGAUGGAGCCACGAACUCCGUGGCCAAAUCAUGAUGACAGGGACAAUGCCAUUCGCAGUUUCACGGACGAUGAGCAAACAUUAGUAGGCGACUCGAGGAGUAGAACUGCAAGUGAUGCCAGUUCAUUGCAUUUCCAGCAGCACCAACAUCAGCAGAUGAUGUACGCACAACAACAGCACCAGCAGCAGCAUCAACAGAACCAUCAGGAGGUAUGGGCAUGA